CGCGCCCGCGACUUCAUCUCUUCUUUGCUUCCCGGGCGCGUUCUCAAUGCGCGUCACUGUUCGUCAGAGAGCGCGCGUGUGUGUCGGUGUUUCUUGUGUCUCCUCCGGUGACUCGUGCUCUCUCGGUGCCGGUGUGUCGGUGAUGGGCUCCGGCGGGACUCUGGCUCUGCUGAGCGCGGCUCUGCUCCUGCACGUGUCUCUUCAGGGUGAGCACCAGCGCCGGCUCUACAGAGACCUGAUGAAGAACUAUAAUCCUCUAGAGAGACCCGUCUAUAACGACUCGCACUCGCUGACCGUCCACUUCAGCUUCAGCCUCAUGCAGAUCAUGGACGUGGAUGAGAAAAACCAGGUCUUAACAACAAACAUCUGGCUCCAGCUGUAUUGGACAGAUUAUUACCUGCGCUGGAACAUGAGUGAUUACCCUGGCGUGAACACGGUCAGAUUCCCGGAUUCGCUCAUCUGGAGACCCGACAUUCUGCUCUACAACAGUGCCGAUGAGAGAUUUGAUGCCACUUUUCACACAAACGUGCUGGUCAACUCAUCUGGAUAUUGUCAGUACCUGCCGCCAGGCAUCUUCAAGAGCACGUGCUACAUCGAUGUGCGCUGGUUCCCGUUUGACGUGCAGCGCUGUGAUCUGAAGUUCGGCUCCUGGACGUACGGCGGCUGGGCUCUGGAUCUGCAGAUGAUAAAUGCCGAUAUCACCGGAUACAUCGCUAACGGGGAGUGGGAUCUGGUUGAGGUGCCGGGCAGGAGGAAUGAGAAGUUCUACGACUGCUGUAAGGAACCGUACCCUGACGUCACCUUCACCGUGGUCAUGAGGCGGAGGACGCUGUACUACGGGCUGAAUCUGUUGAUCCCGUGUGUGCUGAUCUCCACUCUUGCUCUGCUGGUGUUCCUGCUGCCCGCCGACUCCGGAGAGAAGAUAUCACUGGGAAUCACAGUCCUGCUGUCACUCACCGUCUUCAUGCUGCUGGUGGCUGAGAUCAUGCCUGCCACCUCCGACUCGGUGCCUCUGAUUGCUCAGUAUUUUGCCACCACGAUGGUGAUUGUGGGCCUGUCAGUGAUCGCUACAGUGCUGGUGCUGCAGUAUCACUAUCAUGAUCCAGACGGAGCGAAGAUGCCCAAAUGGACACGUGUUCUGCUCCUGAACUGGUGUGCGUGGUUUCUCCGUAUGCGGCGUCCCGGCGAGGACCGAAUUCGUCUGGCCUGCCAUAAUAAACCAGCCCGUCGCAGCAGUGUGUCCAGCGUGGAGCUGUCGGUCAGCCAGGGGGCGCUGCAGGCCGCCGGCGGGAACAUGCUUUAUUUUGGCUUCAGAGGGAUGGAAGGCGUCCACUACACGGCACACGAAUCGCACAGCGUCCUCUGCAGCCGACUGAUGGCCAACAGUGAAGAUGACGUGCUGUUGCCGGGAGCUCAGAUCAGGGGCGGGGUCACAAGUGGGAUUGUGGGCGGGACAUUGGAACUAGAACUAGCCAAAAUUUUGGAGGAGGUGAGAUAUAUCGCUAAACGAUUCCGCGACCAGGAUGCGGAUGAAAGUGUGUGUAACGAGUGGAAGUUUGCGGCGGCGGUAAUCGAUCGAUUGUGUUUAAUGGCAUUCUCCAUUUUUACUAUCCUCUGCACUAUCGGGAUCCUUAUGUCGGCACCAAAUUUUGUAGAAGCCAUUUCGAAAGAUUUUUUCACCUGAUUAUUUUAUUUUAUUUUAGUUAUUUAUUUAUUGUAUACCGGGAUUGGGCUUUCAUGUAUGAUGCUAACUAGGACUGAGCGAAAUGCCGAAUUUAAUUUUGCUGACGAAAAUUUGUAUUAAAAAGUUUUAUGCACUUUUUAUUCACUUUAUUUUCCUCAAUUUAGUAUUUAUAUAAACUGGAACUAGCCAAAAUUAUGGAGGAAGUAUCGCUAAACGAUUUCGCUACCAGGAUGCAGACGAAAAUGUGUGUAACGAAUAGAAGUUUGUGACUGCGGUAAUCGAUCAAUUGUGUUUGAUUGCGUUCUCCAGUUUUACCAUCCUCUGGACUAAUGGGAUCUUGAUGUUGGCGCCAAAUUUUUUAGAAGCCAUUUUUUCAUCUGAUUAUUUAUUUUUUAUUUUUUAUUUUUUUUUUUUACUGGGAUUGGACUUUCAUAUAUGAUGCUAACUAGGGCUAAGCGAAAUGCUGAAUUAGAUUUUGCUGAUGAAAAUUCGUAUUACGAUGUAAUGCACUUUUUAUUCACUUCAUCUUCCUCAUAGUUUUUAGAUUUAUUUCCAUGAAUGAGUUUAUGUUGAUAAAUCAAUUGAAUGUUGAUUCAUUGAUUCGUUUGUGUCACUUCAAAAUUUUUACAGAAGUCUUUAUGUUUUAGUAAAAAAAU
Danio rerio (zebrafish) is the source of this 2340-nucleotide messenger RNA. NCBI's taxonomy places the organism in Eukaryota, Metazoa, Chordata, Actinopteri, Cypriniformes, Danionidae. The record is from RefSeq and is a predicted model, not a curated record.